AACGAAAAUAUCGACCGCGCAUUCCAACCCUCUUCCACUUAACAGGGCACUAUUCCACGGACUUCUUUCCAUCUUUACAGCCUGAACACUGUGAUUCUAGAGUCUUCAACUGGCGCAUCACCGCCUGCCUAUACCAACAUGGCGAGCGGAGACUUCCUUGCUGGAAGUGUGGAUCCUGAAACCCUCUACACAAAGCAGUCAUGUAUUGGAGGUGGCAGUUUUGGGAAGGUGUACAAAGGGGUAGACAAGAGAACAGGACAGGCCGUCGCCAUCAAGGUCAUUGAUGUCGAAAACGCUGAAGAUGAGGUUGAGGAUAUCAUCCAAGAGAUCGCCAUCCUGUCUGAGUUGCAUUCUCCUUAUGUGACCAAGUACUAUGGGUCCUACCUGAAGGGAUCGGACCUGUGGAUUAUCAUGGAGUUCUGUUCGGGUGGCAGCUGCCAGGACCUAAUGAAACCAGGGCUCAUUUCUGAAGAGUAUAUCACCAUUAUUAUCAGAGAGCUCUUGAUGGGACUCGAGUACCUACAUGGGGACAACAAAUUACAUCGGGAUAUAAAAGCUGCCAAUAUCCUCCUUGGAGCGAAUGGCCAAGUCAAGCUCGCUGAUUUCGGUGUUUCCGGCCAACUCUCCGCAACGAUGACGAAGAAGAACACAUUUGUAGGCACGCCUUUCUGGAUGGCCCCGGAAGUCAUCAAGCAGUCAGGCUAUGAUCACAAGGCGGACAUCUGGUCCCUUGGUAUUACCGCCCUCGAACUCGCCAAUGGCGAACCUCCGUAUGCGGAUAUCCACCCCAUGAAGGUCCUAUUCCUCAUCCCGAAAAAUCCACCGCCGCAGCUCCAUGGUACCUUCUCCCGCGCCUUCAAAGACUUCGUCGAGCUGUGCCUCAAGAAGGAACCUCGCGAACGUCCAUCCGCCAAAGACCUGCUGAAACAUUCCUUCGUCCGCCGCGCCAAGAAGACAACUUAUUUGACGGAGCUAAUCGAACGCCGUGAGCGCUACGUCGCGCAGAAAGGCGGAAAAGACUCCGAUGACGAAACGGAAGACGAUUCCUCCACCGACGGCGAUGCCUCGCGCUUGUCUAACGAAGACCUGUGGGACUUCGGCACCGUCAAACCCGUCAACAACCGCGCGGCCGCCCUCCAAGACCUCAACGACGCCGCCGCCAACGCCCGCACGACGCACCACUCUCCCGCCCCCUCCCCGACCAAAAUCGAUCGAUUCGACUUCGCCAACCCCCUCCCCAAGCGGUCCGGCUCCGGUGAGGAGAACCGUGCCCCGGGCGAGCCGCAGCGGCAGCCACGCGUCCCGUCGGCAAGCACGCUCCGCAUCCGGGCACCGCCAGCGCCUCUACCUGCAUCGCCGAAGCGCCAGAGCGGUAUCGAUGGAACGGUCGUGCAGGAAUCGCCAACCCGUGCGGCGAAGAUCCCGUUGCCGCCGUCGCCGGAGAAAGGGCGACUGGAGAAGACGUUCGUGCCGCUGACACCGUCAAAACAGAUACGGGAUGAGAUGCUGCUGGGAGAAGAACGGAGAGUCACGCAAGAGGCGUCGCGAUUGGAUGGGUUCUUGCAGCGGGGAAUGGCCGGGUUGAACAUCCAUUCCGGACCGCAGAGGAGCCCGGUGGUAGUUUCGCAGCAGUCACCGUCUCACCGUCCCUCGACUCCAAAGCGGCACGAUGAAAUCCCGCUGCCAUCGUUCGAAGUGCCACGGGCUCGACCGUACCGAACCGUGCAAGAGCAGGCCCCUCCCCCGAAGCUUUCCACGCCGAUCACCCUGCCUCCUAUCCCGCCAUUCAAAGGCAACCCUCCCCGCCCAUCCCACGACCUCCCAUCCCACUCCUCCCUCAACCCACAAAAGCCCCUCCCCUCCUUCUCCCCUCCACCCCAACCAUUCACCCCACCCCACCCCCACCCCUCCCCCUCCCACCACCCGUCCCCACUCUUCCCCUCACCCCACCUCUCCACUCCCUCUCAAAACCAACCCCCCCCCGGCUCCCUCCCCAUCCCCACUCCCACCCCCCUUUCCAACAUAUCCACCCCACCCUCAACCCACCCCCCUCCACCUCCCCUCCACCCCCAACAAACCCCCGACAUCACCGCCCUCACCUCCGUCGUCCUCCCCGCCCUCGAAGAAGCCCUCCGCCGCCGCAGCGCCUCCGUGCACCACGCGCAAACCGCCUCCCGCCGCGCCGAGACCCACACCGACGCGUCCCGCGCGCAUGCCGACGCGCUCCGCACCCAGCGCGAGGCGCACGAGCAGAUCCGUCGGCUGGUGGGGAAGGCGGCGCGGGUGUUUCGGGAGAUCGAUGCGUGGGAUGCGGCCGGGCCGGUUGAGAUGGGUGGGGGAGUGGUGAGUUUUUUGGAGGGGAUGUUGGAGGAGGUGUUGGUUAGGGUGGAGGUGGGGGAUGAGGAAUAGGAGUGAGGAGUGAGGAGUGAGGAAUGAGUGGAGGGAUGAUGAUGGUCAUGGCUGAUGCUUUAUGAUGGAUGAUGGAUGAUGGAUGAGUGAUGGGUAGGGCGGACUGGCGGGAUGGACGAUUGAUCGAUGCGAUACGGAUGACAUCGGCGCUGCUGAAGUGAGCCUUUUCUGUUUUUGUGCGGCUCGCUGGGCGUGGCUUGUGGUAUUUUUUCUACGGACGACAACGGCGUUUCAGGGGCAGUGAUGGGCCCGAGUAGCAAGUCAUACAAUCGAUGCACGUUUGGCGAAGCGGAUUUUAUUGCUGUGGUUUACUUCGAACUAUAGGCGGUGGGUAAGAACAAUAGCAGCUAUUCUGAUGUGGAAUUCUCAUAAUGGGUGAUAGGUGAAUGGUAUUUGACUAAGUAUUAUCAACAUGAAUUUCAUUCAACUAGGG
Messenger RNA from Eremomyces bilateralis CBS 781.70, 2842 nucleotides. RefSeq names its product kinase-like protein. The coding region runs from base 139 to 2409 and encodes 756 amino acids. The record is from RefSeq and is a predicted model, not a curated record. Lineage: Eukaryota; Fungi; Ascomycota; Dothideomycetes; Eremomycetales; Eremomycetaceae. Gene Ontology annotation, molecular function: protein kinase activity; ATP binding. Gene Ontology annotation, biological process: protein phosphorylation. The transcript is spliced from 3 exons.